Molecule: messenger RNA, 474 nt
Organism: Paramuricea clavata
Lineage: Eukaryota; Metazoa; Cnidaria; Anthozoa; Malacalcyonacea; Plexauridae
Source: the annotation of a GenBank genome assembly
AUGGUAACAAACGGAACGCUGGUACCAGAAGAACAAGAAUUGUCAAAAAUCAUUAAUGGGAAAGUAAUAGAACCAUUUCUUAUUGGUGACCCAGCCUAUCCCCUCUCUAAACACCUUAUGAAGGACUAUCCAGGUUCUAAUCUAUCACCUGAAAAAGAGUAUUUUAACUACAGAUUAAACAGGGCACGUAUCCAAAUUGAAAGAGCUUUCGGAAAACUAAAAGGCAGAUGGAGAUGCCUUUUUAAACAAUUAGAGUGCACUCUAGAAAAUGCUGCCCACCAUGUAAUUGCUUCAUGCAUAUUACACAAUAUAUGUGAGGAGGGAGAUGCUGAAUAUUUGGAAGAAUGGGACAUUGUCACUGGUAAUGAGUUAGAGGGAAAUUUUCCAUUCCUGAAUCAAGACGAACAGACAAUAGCAGGACAAGAAGCAGAGGAAACACGGCAAUUACUCACUGAAUAUGUUUCACACAAUUAG